CUAGAGCAUAGGAGACCAUACUAACCUCUCCACUCCUGAGGUCCCAGGAGACGGUCUAACUCUUUUUAUGGCAGGUCCAGCCCUCCCGGAACCAGUCAAAGCUGAGGCCCCCAUAGCCCCUAAAGAGUCCUGGCACACUGCCACGCUUGGGGAAGAUCCAUCCGCUGCGGUGUUUCGGUUCUCAGAUCCCGACGCCACCACUGCAGGAGUGGAUGUUUCCCCAGACAUUUUAAGUUUCCUUAACUUCUGUCGUUGUGCUCCGGAAGGCCUAUGCCUGAAGGGUCCAGCUACAUCAGAUGAUGUUCCAGCCCCUUCAGGAACGUAACCACCAGACUCUUCAGUAAUAACAGAGAGCCUGGUGACAUCAUCCAGGAGUGUCGCGAGCGAGCUCCUGGAAGUCUCCUCAGGUGGGUCCAGGAAUGCCCCCACUGAGCUCCCACCUAACCCCUCUUCACAACGUACAAUCAUUUCCAAAUGUAAGUCCGUGUCCGAGCCAGAGUCAUCGCCUGUAAUUGUGGUCCGUUUGUCAGUUUUUUUAUAGAUUGGGUACAU
Molecule: messenger RNA, 552 nt
Organism: Nezara viridula (southern green stink bug)
Lineage: Eukaryota; Metazoa; Arthropoda; Insecta; Hemiptera; Pentatomidae
Source: the annotation of a GenBank genome assembly